GCUUUGCUGGCGUUGGCGGAGGCCGCGGUGCGGCCUGCGCGGGAUGGAUGGCCGGGCCCGGCGGCCGCGGGGGGACCGUCAUCUGUGAGGGAACCGUCCGUGGUGAAAGGGCCCGGGAUCCUCGCGGGCGGGCGCCGGCGAGUGAUGGCGCCUUGUGGUUCCCCCGGCAGGAGCGGGCCCGGGAUGGCGUCCGGCGUCCCGGCGGGGAGGUGGCACAGCGUCUGCAUGGUGUCGGACUUCUUCUACCCCAACAUGGGGGGCGUGGAGAGCCACGUGUACCAGCUGUCGCAGUGCCUCAUCGAGCGGGGCCACAAGGUCCUGGUGGUCACCCAUGCCUACGGCUGCCGGAAGGGUGUCCGCUACCUCACCAAUGGGCUGAAGGUCUACUACUUGCCCCUGAAGGUAAUGUACAACCAGUCCACGGCGACGACGCUCUUCCACAGCCUGCCCCUGCUCAGGUACAUCUUUGUGCGGGAGAGGGUCACCGUCGUCCACGCCCACAGCUCCUUCUCCGCCAUGGCCCAUGAUGCCCUCUUCCACGCCAAGACCAUGGGGCUGCGGACAGUGUUCACGGACCACUCCCUCUUUGGGUUUGCGGAUGUCAGCUCGGUGCUUACCAACAAACUUCUGACCGUGUCCCUGUGUGAUACCAACCACAUCAUCUGUGUCUCCUACACAAGUAAGGAAAACACAGUGCUGAGAGCAGCCUUGGACCCUCGGAUAGUCUCCGUCAUCCCCAACGCUGUUGAUCCCACUGACUUCACUCCAGACCCAUCAAGGAGGGAUGACAGUACAGUAACCAUUGUUGUUGUCAGCAGACUUGUUUACAGAAAAGGUAUAGAUUUGCUUAGUGGUAUAAUUCCUGAGCUCUGUCAGAAGUAUCCGGAGUUACAUUUCUUAAUUGGAGGAGAAGGACCAAAACGAAUCGUACUGGAAGAAGUCCGGGAAAGAUACCAGCUACAUGACAGGGUACGUCUCCUAGGAGCUUUGGAACACCAGGAUGUCAGAAAUGUUCUAGUCCAGGGGCACAUUUUUCUCAACACUUCCCUCACUGAGGCCUUUUGUAUGGCAAUUGUGGAAGCAGCAAGCUGUGGUUUACAGGUGGUGAGUACAAGAGUUGGCGGGAUUCCUGAAGUGCUUCCAGAAAGUCUCAUUAUUUUAUGUGAACCCUCCGUGAAAUCUUUGUGUGAUGGAUUAGAAAAAGCUAUUGCCCAGCUCAGAUCAGGAACGCUACCAUCUCCAGAAACUGUUCAUAAUAAAGUGAAGACAUUUUAUACAUGGAGGAACGUAGCAGAGAGAACUGAGAAAGUGUAUGACAGGGUUGCAGAUGAAAUGGUUUUACCAAUGGAUGAGCGACUUGACAGAUUAAUGUCUCACUGUGGCCCAGUGACUGGCUGUAUUUUUGCUCUUUUUGCUGUUCUGAACUUCCUUUUCUUGACGUUUCUGAGGUGGAUGACUCCAGAUAACAUUAUUGAUGUUGCCAUAGAUGCCACAGGACCUAAAAGCGCAUGGACUAAACAGUAUUUUUUGGGGAAAAAAGGAAGAGUUAAAGAACAACCUCCAGGCUCCAAAAAUGCUCAAAUGGAGAGGAAAGAACACAUCGGUCGCUAAAGGUUUUAAUGCUUGCUGAUAGAGACUUUACACUUAAAAUUCUUCAGUUUCUUUCUGAAGUUCUUGGAAAGAAACAUGGUCAAAAUGUGCUACCUCAAUUUAGGAUUAUGUUUUAAUUUAGUUCUGGAUUCGUGCAAAUUUAUGAACAUCUCUUUUGCACUUAAAGCUGGGAGGAGAACAUGGGGUUUUAUAUGUGUUAGAAGCCUUUGAAACAAAAAUCCAACAUUUUUCUCAACUACUUGAAUAUUACAGAAAGUGACUGUAAACUUUAGUGCCAUUUGGGAAAGCAAAUCACAAAAAUUAUUAGUUUACACUAGUCCCUGCUAAUUCCUGAUAUUUACAGUGAUUUUAAUUUUGAGUCGUAUUUAAAAAUACUUAACAAAAAACACAACAAAACUUGCCUUUUCUCUCCUAAAAUGAAAAUGGCACUUGAAAUUACUCGUGAAAUCCAUUACCAUGGAGACUUGGUUCUAGCAGUUGUGUGUUUUGCCUGCAUAACAUUAUUAUUUUGAAGUUCUUCCAUAGUCAAAAUUGGAUCAUUCUGUUGCUACAUCAAAACUCCUUAAUGAAUUUUUGAUAUUUUCAGAGGUGCUAAAUUUGUCCUGUUCACCUACAUGUGUGAGUGACGUAAAGCUUAUAGGGGUGUUUUGGUAUUUUUAAAGUACAUAGGGGAAGAAAUUAUAUUCUUUAGAGAUAAUAUAGCCUUCAGAAACAGCUCAGGCCUGAAAACUCCUCCAGCAGACUAUGCCAAAGUGUGAAGUCACACCUGUGUGUACACGUGUGAGAGAGAG
Molecule: messenger RNA, 2402 nt
Organism: Calidris pugnax (ruff)
Lineage: Eukaryota; Metazoa; Chordata; Aves; Charadriiformes; Scolopacidae
Product: phosphatidylinositol N-acetylglucosaminyltransferase subunit A-like
Exons: 5
Coding region: 145-1611 (488 amino acids)
Biological process (GO): GPI anchor biosynthetic process
Cellular component (GO): glycosylphosphatidylinositol-N-acetylglucosaminyltransferase (GPI-GnT) complex
Molecular function (GO): phosphatidylinositol N-acetylglucosaminyltransferase activity
Source: RefSeq, a predicted model, not a curated record